Molecule: messenger RNA, 2793 nt
Organism: Canis lupus familiaris (dog)
Lineage: Eukaryota; Metazoa; Chordata; Mammalia; Carnivora; Canidae
Gene: LHX1
Product: LIM homeobox 1
Exons: 5
Coding region: 680-1900 (406 amino acids)
Biological process (GO): neuron differentiation; regulation of transcription by RNA polymerase II
Cellular component (GO): nucleus
Molecular function (GO): DNA-binding transcription factor activity, RNA polymerase II-specific; RNA polymerase II transcription regulatory region sequence-specific DNA binding
Source: RefSeq, a predicted model, not a curated record
CCAGGCCCACCGCGGGAGGCCGGCGCGUCCCGACCCGCCGCGCGAUGCCGGCCGCUUAGGAUCCAAAGCUUCAACACUCGUUUUAUUCUUUUCUUCUAAAAAAACAAACAAAAACAAAAACAAAACAAAACAAAACAAAAAAAGAGGAGGGGAAAUUCUGGUCGGUGGCAGGCAGCCCGGCACACACACCCGCCCUCAUACCCCGGCAAAAGCAGAUGCACUUUGACUUCUGACAGCUCUACCUCAAGCCCAGGAGAACUCCACGGCGCUUUCCCUGCAACCCGAGCUCGCUGCGUCCUGCUCUUCUUUCUCUGGCUCCUUUUUAUUUAUUUCUGUCCCGUCGCUGCUCUCGGUGACCUUCACUCCUCCUAGGGCUCUGGGCCGAACAGUCGCUUUCUCCCGGCCUGAGACUCUUGCUGGUCCCAGGAGCUGCAGCCGCGCUGCUGUGCCCCGGUGCCCUGGGACUCCCAGGCUGCACACUCCACCGAGGUGCCCACCGCUCCCCAUCAGCCUCAUUUCCAGCCCCUUUUGAUUUCUUGGUGCAGGUUUUGGCUUGCACCCCCAGUGUGUCUCCUCUUUUUGGAGGGGUUGGGGAGCUCUUGCUGACGUCUUCGGGAAUCAUCCCCUAGGCUCUACUUGCUCUUCGCUCUCCCGGCCUCACCCGACCGAACCAAAGACCAUGGUGCACUGUGCUGGCUGCAAAAGGCCCAUCCUGGACCGCUUCCUCUUGAACGUGCUGGACAGGGCCUGGCAUGUCAAGUGCGUCCAGUGCUGUGAAUGUAAAUGCAACCUGACCGAGAAGUGCUUCUCCCGGGAAGGCAAGCUCUACUGCAAGAACGACUUUUUCCGAUGUUUCGGUACCAAAUGCGCGGGCUGCGCACAGGGCAUCUCCCCUAGCGACCUGGUGCGGAGAGCACGGAGCAAAGUGUUUCACCUAAACUGCUUCACCUGCAUGAUGUGUAACAAGCAGCUCUCUACUGGCGAGGAGCUCUAUAUCAUCGAUGAGAACAAGUUUGUCUGCAAAGAGGAUUACCUAAGCAACAGCAGUGUCGCCAAAGAGAACAGCCUCCACUCGGCCACCACGGGCAGUGACCCCAGUUUGUCUCCGGACUCCCAAGACCCAUCGCAGGAUGAUGCCAAGGACUCAGAGAGCGCCAAUGUAUCAGACAAGGAAGGGGGCAGCAACGAAAAUGACGACCAGAACUUGGGUGCCAAGCGGCGGGGGCCACGUACCACCAUCAAGGCAAAGCAGCUGGAAACUCUGAAGGCGGCCUUCGCUGCUACUCCCAAGCCCACACGCCAUAUCCGAGAGCAGCUUGCUCAGGAGACUGGCCUCAACAUGCGUGUCAUCCAGGUCUGGUUCCAGAACAGACGCUCCAAGGAACGCAGGAUGAAGCAGCUAAGCGCGCUGGGCGCCCGGCGCCACGCCUUCUUCCGCAGCCCGCGCCGGAUGCGGCCGCUGGUGGACCGCCUGGAGCCGGGCGAGCUCAUCCCCAACGGGCCCUUCUCCUUCUACGGAGAUUACCAGAGCGAGUACUACGGGCCGGGGGGCAACUACGACUUCUUCCCGCAAGGCCCCCCGUCCUCGCAGGCGCAGACGCCCGUGGACCUGCCCUUCGUGCCGUCGUCCGGCCCCUCCGGGACGCCCCUGGGCGGCCUGGAGCACCCGCUGCCCGGCCACCACCCGUCCAGCGAGGCGCAGCGGUUCACUGACAUCCUGGCGCAUCCCCCCGGGGACUCGCCCAGCCCCGAGCCCAGCCUGCCCGGGCCUCUGCACUCCAUGUCGGCCGAGGUCUUCGGGCCCAGCCCGCCGUUCUCUUCGCUCUCGGUCAACGGCGGCGCGAGCUACGGGAACCACCUGUCUCACCCCCCCGAAAUGAACGAGGCGGCCGUGUGGUAGCGGGAUCUCGCAGGCGCCGCGGAGUUCGUGCUUGUACAGAAAUGAACCUUUAUUUAAGAAAAAUAGAAAAAAGAAGAAAAAAAAACAUUAAAAAGCAAGUCACCCACCCCCCCACCCCCCAACCCCCCCACACACACUUCGUUCAGCGUCGGGGACCAUUUUCCCUCUGGGGAGUCCGGAUGGGAAAGGGGGACGAGAAAUAGGAUCCAAAUCCGCCUGGAGGCAGAACUGGGAUCCGUGCGCUGGCCGGCAAGGUGCGGAGCUGGGGCUCCCGAAAGGAGAUGCAGACCUCGCCCCCCACCUUCCACCUGCACCCGGCUGCGCGGACAGACUCCUCGAGCGCGCGCCUGGCCGGAGGGCCGCACGGUAACAGCCACCGCGGCCCGGGGGCGCACGCCGGUGGGGACGCCAGGAGCCCCCGGGAGGGGGGCGGAGAGGCGCAGCGGGGUGCGGGAGGGGGAGCAGCCCCGGGCGCCCCGGGCCAGCCAGGAGGGUGCUGGCCCUGGGAAAUCUCUUACUAGAGUUGUCUCAGUGUUCAGGAACAGCGACAACAAACUCUUAUAGCUUCAGAAACGCCGACCUGCUGUGCAUCAGGUGGGACUAUAUAUAUAUAUAUAUUUUUUGUCUAUCUGGGUUUUUGGUUUUUGUUUUUGCCAAAAUUGCAAAAUUCUCAAUGUAAAGCCCUCAGUAUCAACUCUUCUACCUUCACAAAGCUCUACACACACACACACACCCUCGAUAGGAUGGUCUCUAGCCGGACCACUCAGUAAAAUGACUUGAACAUCAACUGUGCAAGAAAGUAUUUUACCUUCACACAUACAAAAAAAAAAAAAAAGUUUAAAAAAAGACUAUUGAACUAAAAACAGUCAACUGUUUACGUAUAAUGUUAAAUU